This is a messenger RNA of Symbiodinium sp. CCMP2592, 2070 nucleotides long. The record is from the annotation of a GenBank genome assembly. NCBI's taxonomy places the organism in Eukaryota, Dinophyceae, Suessiales, Symbiodiniaceae.
AUGGACGAGCACCGUGACAAGAAGCUGCAGAGGCUAGACAGACUCAGAAAGCAAGUUCCCUACUGCUCGCAGAAUGCAUUGUCUGCGAUUCUGACGAAUGUGGCAGAGCACGGAGUUCCAGCUCUGCAUUCCAAGAAGCAUGUCCAGGAGGCUAACCGGAGAGCCCUGGAACAGUGCAGUGGGUAUGGGCCACUCUUCAAAACUGUGAAGCUGAAGACUUUAGAAGAUCAGGAAACACCGAUCACGAUUGUGAACUUUUUUUCGCUGCUGCAAGGCAUUUAUAAGUCUGGAGGAGCAUUCGCAGAUUUGAUGAAAUCCACAAUGGCUACAGAAGGUUGCCUGCAACUGGCACUGUAUGCAGAUGAAGUGUCACCAGGUAAUGUCCUGAGCACUGCUGCUAGCCGCAAGAUUUGGACGGUUUACGCUUCUUUUGCAAACUUUCCGGCACACAUCCUGAGUAACGAAAGCUUUUGGCUUACCAUAUGUGUGCAGAGAACCGCUGUCGUGAAUACUCUCUCCGGCAAUAUGAGCCAAGUUUUCAAAGCGAUUUUGCAGGAAAUAUUCAAGAAUGAUUCCGCCAACCCAGCCCACGGGUUGCUGCUCAAGGGCAAAAGCGGCGACCACCUUCGAUUGAUCUUUCGACCAGGUUUGGUCGCACAAGACGGAUUAGCGCACAAAUACAUUUGGUCGAUCAAAGGCGACAGUGGAUCGAAGUUCUGCGUAUUGUGCAAGAAUUGUGUGGCAAUUUCACGGCCUGGGGAGUUUGACGACGAAGACAUGAACGGUGUGUGCCGAAUUUCGAUGCAUUCCGAUUUAUCUUUGGCGACGGAUGCAGAAAUCUGGGACAGUAUGGCCCGUUUGAAAGAAAAAUAUCACACCUGCAACAAAAGGACUUUUGAGAAGUGGCAACAGGCCACAGGUGUUACCUUUUCCAUGGAGGCCGUUCUGUCGCACGAGCCGUUUCGCAACAUCGUGCAGCCCGUUGCGAUGUACAUGCAUGACUGGAUGCAUUGUUGUUUGAGCAAUGGUUGCCUGUCCUUGGUGUGUUGGCUGGUGCUCAAUGUUUUGCACCAGGCUGGCUUGGCAGUUUUCAAGACAAUGCCAGGCUACUUGGGCAAGUGGUGUUUGCCGAAAGCGAUGUCCACUGUGAAGAUUGCAGAUAUGUUUUCUGCCAAGCGACUGGAUAGCUGCAAAGCUGCUGACAAGCUGAAAAGUUCUGCUUCGGAGAUGCUGACGUUUCACGUGCUCUUUGUGUACUAUCUUCGAACUUGUGUGGUGCCAUGUGGCCGGUUCCAAGUCGAAUGUGAAGCUCUCUUUGCUUUGAGUGCCAUGGUUGACCGUUUGCAGGCGGCAAGCCAAGGCCAUGUUGUUGCCCCUGCUGAGUUGAUUCGUGCUGCAAACGAGUGUUUGCAGAAGAUGAUUGAUGCGGGAUGGGGCGACUAUCUCACAAAGAAGUUUCAUUGGCUUCUCCACUUCGGAGACGAGCUCCGCCGCCACGGCAAGCUGGUGGGUUGUUUCGCGAUGGAAAGGAAGCAUAAAGCAAUCCGUGCUUUUGCAACCGCGAUUCAAGACACUCGCGACUACGAGUUGAAGGUUUACAGGGAAGUUUUGGGCCAAGAACUCUUCGAUUUAUCCCAUUGUGAUUCUUCGGAGCUGGGCAUGGGCUUGCAAAAUCCUGGCAGACCUACUCGCAAAGUGCAUCCUCUUUUGAAGCAGGUUUUCCAGCUCGGGGAUGGUGACAUGGACCACUGUCUGGUGAGCAGUUCGGUUCGCCUUGAUUCGGGUGGCUCCUGCAGCAAGGGCGAUGUAGUCUUGGUGAAACCAGCAGCUUCUGGCCGACCAUGGGAUGCUGGGCAAGUUUGGCUCCAUGUGGAAAUCAAUGGGCUGUGCUGGACUUUGGUGUCCAUGUGGCAGAUGUUGAGCUUGGAUGCCGCUACAGACAGUGCUUGCUGGAUGGAACAGGAGCAUCCCUUUUUUGUGCAGACCAAGGACAUUUCGUCAGCUGUGAUCUACACUCGAGCACGGGACGGAAUCCGAACACUCAUUCCCUAUCCCCAGCGGCAGAGAUGA